CAUCGUAUCUUCCUAGGUAAAGGUACCUAGGUAGGCACCUGCCUUUAGUUUUCUGCAUUAUCGAUUAUUACCAAUCAGAUUCAUGUGACUAAAUUCCCGGCCUCUCAAGAUUGCCAGUUGGCAAACCCCUCCUCAUCUCAAAUCCACUUGAACGUCACAAACGUCGACCGUGAAGCUAGUCGUCCAGCUUGUUGAGAGACAUGGAUCCACAACCACCUCCAGUCAGCGAGCGGGCGCAAUCAGCUGAUGCCCAGCAUGCCAUUAUCAAGCCCUUCCUGCCCAAGUUCACCCACAUAGACCCCGUCAUCUUCGUGCUAGCGCAGGACGACUUCACACAACCGACGAGGCAACCGGCUCAGGACAGGGUGGAGAGAGUCAAGCGCAUGCUGGGGACCAUUGAUGCAUACAAAUACGAGGUCCGGGUGAACUUUCAUCAUCUCGUCCGCCAAGAGAAGCGCCGCAUCGAGCAAAGUAAUCUCCAGUACGAGCAGGCACACAAGGCUGUGGGAGAAACGGAGUCUGACGUCUCGAUCGAUGACAUGCGAGGUAUUAUGGCUGCCAUGGAUGCCCAGGCCGACUCGAAAACAAUCUACCACAUGGAGGAGACUGCUCAGCAGCUGGGAGUGCGGGAGCGAUUCUAUGGCGAAGAAGAGCCUUUCGACCGAGAGAACAGCCUUCGGCAACUGGGCCUGGUGGCUGAGGAAGGCAUCCAUCACAUCGACGGAUUCCUGACGCAUAUGGAAAGCCUACGAGCAAAAUGGGAGGCAAUCCUUGAGAGAGAACAGGUCGCGCUAGAGGGGUUUGUGGCAGCCGCAAGGCCGACGCCAGACGAGCAUCGGCAGUGACGCCAUGACCUGCGCUGACGCCGUUGAUUGCGCAUCGCGGACACAAGUUUGCGCAAACCAAUCGAGUACGAGGGAAGACAAGGCUGAAGCCCCUCAAGAGUGCCGGAUAGGCGGAUGUAUGUAGCUGCCGGCGGUAAGAGGCCCUGGCCAUUGAGAGCCGGACCAGGAGUCCGAGUCUCUCACGCGCUUCCAUAAACGGAGCCGAGGAAUUAAUCUAGAGCACAAAAUAGAGGAAGACUCGACUAAGGCCAAGGCGCCGAACGAGUCGGAACACCUACGGCGCAAGUUUACCUACGAGAAAUUAUGCCCAUGAUACAAUUUGUUGUGGAAGAAAAAACGAGGGAAAAAAACCAAGUGGGAUCUGACCAUUUGAACGUUUUCCAGGUGGGGCAAAGAGUUCAAGUAGGGCCCACUCGAAGCUGCCGAGCCAGCGACGGUUUGGCCCCGCCUUCAGUCGUUGAGCUAGCCAAUUGCG
Gaeumannomyces tritici R3-111a-1 is the source of this 1320-nucleotide messenger RNA. RefSeq lists its product as hypothetical. The transcript has a single exon. The coding region runs from base 201 to 845 and encodes 214 amino acids. Lineage: Eukaryota; Fungi; Ascomycota; Sordariomycetes; Magnaporthales; Magnaporthaceae. The record is from RefSeq and is a predicted model, not a curated record.